Messenger RNA from Fraxinus pennsylvanica, 594 nucleotides. NCBI's taxonomy places the organism in Eukaryota, Viridiplantae, Streptophyta, Magnoliopsida, Lamiales, Oleaceae. The record is from the annotation of a GenBank genome assembly.
AUGAAUUCAAUCAGCAGUUCAUGGGAGGAAGAAGCUUUUGCAGAAGACUCCAUGGGUCCUCUUGGAGGGUUCAUAUGGCCUCCAAGAAGUUACUCGUGCAGCUUUUGUAAUAGAGAAUUCAAGUCUGCACAAGCACUAGGUGGCCAUAUGAAUGUCCACAGGCGAGAUAGAGCUAAACUUCAGCAAUCUCCUGAUCGGAAAAACGAAGUUCUUCGGCAUGUAAAUUAUAGUCUAAAUCUUCCUAAUGUUAAACAUCAAUAUGAAGCUUGCAAAUAUGGUGACAAAACUAGUUUUUCAUCCAUGUUUUAUCAAGAAAAUUCAUUCGAUCACAGUUACUUGCACGUUUCUCCGGCUUCAUCUCCGCGGCCCAAAACUGCACCAGAGGAGCAUACGAGGAAAGGAAAACUUAUGUUAGAGUACGAUGAUGAGAUGAAUAGCUGCAGCAGUAAGAGACCUAAAAAAACUGGUGUCCCAUCAUUGCAAAUAUUUCAGAAUCUAUGUUCAAGUGAUGGAUUCACAAAUUUACAGAAAACCAGCUCUAUGGAGGACAUUGAUCUCGAGCUCAGGUUAGGAGAUCCUCCAGCAGUGAAGUAG